This is a messenger RNA of Eucalyptus grandis, 1254 nucleotides long. RefSeq lists its product as uncharacterized. The record is from RefSeq and is a predicted model, not a curated record. Bases 95 to 1012 code for a protein of 305 amino acids. The transcript is spliced from 3 exons. NCBI's taxonomy places the organism in Eukaryota, Viridiplantae, Streptophyta, Magnoliopsida, Myrtales, Myrtaceae.
ACGACUUUCUGUUUCCUAUCGACGUUGAAGCCUUCUUCUCAAUAGCUCUCCGAUUCUCAUCGAAAUUUUACGAAAGCGACGAAUUUUCAAAGGAAUGGAAGGUAGCAAUUUCAGUCAAACUCAAGGAAGGGGAACAAAGAGAGACCGACGUAUAUGGACAAUAGAUGAAGAAAAUGCACUUCUAGAUAGUCUUGAAGAAUUAGUUACGCGAGGAAUGAAAGCCGAUAACGGCUUCAAGAGUGGUUACAUGGUUAUGUUAGAGAAGUGGUUUGAAGAAAAAUUCCCUCAUUCUGGCAUCAAGGGUAAUCCUCACAUAGAGUCAAAAAUGAAAAACUUGAAAAAGUUGUAUAAUCAGAUAUAUGACUUGAGGAAUCAAAGUGGCUUUGGGUGGGACCAUGAAAAGCAUUGUGUCGAUAUUCAUUCUGAGGAUAGUUGGCAAAAAUAUUGCAAGACCUAUCCAGGAGUUGCUUCUUUGAGAGGGAAGUCCUUCCCUCAAUAUGAUCGAUUAGCAAACAUAUUUGGAAAAGAUCGUGCCAAAGGAAAUCUCAGUGAAGACCCUUCAGAAGCUCAUGCGGCUGUAGAUCAUGAGGAAUAUGAAAAUCAUGAUAAUGUGGCAACCAAUGGUGUAAGUCAAAACUCACCGCCACUAUCAUCUUCUCAGGCACAAAAUGUUUCUGAUUCUUCAAGAAGAAAAAGGGCUAAAGCAAGUGACAAAUGGGCUGCUGGCUUAGUUGAGAUAGCAGGAACUUUUGGCUCAUUCUUGGAAAAGGCUAACGAGAGAAUGGAGAUGAUCGCUAGCCGCAUCGGACAUGCCAAGGAUUUGGAUAAUGACAAACGAAAAAUCAAUGAGGAGCUUCUUCAAAUGUCUUUAGGUACUAUGGAUAGAAUAAAAUUAUGUAGAAAAAUUGUGAAGGAUCCCGAGAAUAUUCAUCUAUUUUUGGGAUUUCAAGGAGAAGACAGGAAAGCAUUUGUGGAAUUACUUCUCCAAGAGAUGAGAGAAGAGAAUGAGUGAUGAUGAGUUGUUUAUGAGUUUGUAGGAGAUAUGUUUUCUCUCCAUACUUUUUUUUUUUUUCUUCUUUAUGUUUUUUUUAAAGGGUUUUGGGGUUAGCUCUAAGCUUUAAUGUUAUCUUUUUGGACCUUUCGAUCGUAGCCAUGACUUGAAAAGAGGUGGAUAUGGCUUGAAACUUUAUCUCUAUGUUCAUUGCCAAGAAAACCAUUAUCUAUAAUAUUAUUUGCCUCUGUCUUUUAUUUUCA